AUGGCCCCGGUAUCGCCGAUUAACCAAGGUUACUCUUUUAUUAUUUUAUUAUAGGUGAACGGAUCGCGUAUCAAAGGAUGGUGGAGAGCCCAUCAUUUUAUUUCAACUGUGUGUGCAGGUGUUUUAUUGGUUUGGCCACAAGGCGAACCAUGGCAACUUUUCAGGACUCAGUUUAUGUACUUCAACGUUUACAUAAGCUUGGUACAAUACAUGCAAUUUGGAUAUCAAAAAGGAGUACUCUACAGACUAAAAGCGCUUGGCGAACGACACGAUAUGGACAUUACAAUUGAAGGCUUUCAUUCAUGGAUGUGGCGUGGACUAAGCUUUCUGAUUCCAUUCCUCUUUAUGGGUUAUAUCUUUCAAGCAUAUAAUGCGUGGACAUUGUAUAAACUUGCAGAGCAUCCCGAUGCAACUUGGCAGAUUCCGGUUCUUAGUGUGCUAUUCCUUAUUUUGUUCAUUGGUAAUACCACAACCACGAUGUUGGUUGUCCCACAAAAAUUGCGAGGACGUAUAAAGGAACGCUACAGAUUGAUGAGCCUAUCGUGGGCUUUGAAAGCACGUCAUCAAAAUAAGGGCGAUAAAACAACGGUUGGCGAAUCUGUUUCAACCAAUGAUUGUGAUAAAUUAAAGGAAAUCUAAGAAUACUAUCAAAAAUUUCCUUGCAUAAAUGAUGUGGUUUAACAGUUUUUUGUUGGGAUUUUAGAACAAAAAUGUACACGCUAAAGAGGUUUAUGUAUGUAUAUUCAAAAUUGACAAAAGGGUAUCUG
This is a messenger RNA of Ochlerotatus camptorhynchus, 767 nucleotides long. Its product is annotated as transmembrane protein 120 homolog. The record is from RefSeq and is a predicted model, not a curated record. NCBI's taxonomy places the organism in Eukaryota, Metazoa, Arthropoda, Insecta, Diptera, Culicidae. Gene Ontology annotation, cellular component: membrane. The transcript is spliced from 4 exons.